GACCUGAGUGAGGGCCAGGUUAUCGCCGGCCCCACGAGGCGAAACCAAGUGUCCCGCGUUCGGCCAUGGCCUCGUUACUGGGAACCUAUCCGUGGACCGAAGGACUGGAGUGUCCCGCCCUGGAAACCGAGCUGUCGGAUGGACUGUCGCCGCCCGCCGUCCCCCGACCUCCAGGGGAAAAGGGUUCGGAGAGCCGGAUCCGGCGGCCCAUGAAUGCCUUCAUGGUGUGGGCCAAGGACGAGAGGAAACGCCUGGCGGUGCAGAACCCAGACCUGCACAACGCGGAGCUCAGCAAGAUGCUGGGAAAGUCGUGGAAGGCGCUGACGCUGUCGCAAAAGAGGCCCUACGUGGAUGAGGCAGAGCGGUUGCGCCUACAGCACAUGCAGGAUUAUCCCAACUACAAGUACCGACCCCGCAGAAAGAAACAAGGCAAGCGCCUCUGCAAGCGCGUGGACCCUGGCUUCCUCCUGAGCUCCCUCUCUCGUGACCAGAACGCGCUGCCCGAGAAAAAUGGCGUUGGCAGGGGUACACUGGGGGAGAAGGACAGGGGUGAGUACUCCCCAGGCACUGCCCUGCCCGGACUACACAGCUGUUACCACGAAGGUGCAGCUGGUGCCCCUGGCAGUGUGGACACGUAUCCCUAUGGGCUACCCACACCCCCAGAGAUGUCGCCCCUGGACGCGCUGGAGCCUGAGCAGACCUUCUUCUCAUCCUCAUGCCAGGAGGAACAUGGCCACCCCCAUCGCCUCCCCCACCUCCCAGGGCCCCCUUACUCGCCAGAGUUCACGCCUAGUCCCCUCCCCUGCAGCCAUCCACUAGGUUCUUUGGCUCUUGGCCAGUCCCCAGGGGUUUCUAUGAUGUCCUCUGUUCCUGGCUGCCCCCCAUCUCCAGCCUACUAUUCCCCUGCCACCUACCACCCUCUUCAUCCCAACCUCCAGGCCCACCUGGGCCAGCUCUCCCCACCUCCUGAGCACCCUGGCUUCGACACCCUGGAUCAACUAAGCCAGGUGGAACUUCUGGGGGACAUGGAUCGCAAUGAGUUUGAUCAGUAUUUGAACACUCCUGGCCAUCCCGAUUCUGCUGCAGGGGCUGGGACCCUGAGUGGGCAUGGCCCACUCUCCCAGGGGACAGCAACAGGCCCCACAGAGACCAGUCUCAUAUCCGUCCUGGCUGAUGCCACGGCCACAUACUACAACAGCUACAGCGUGUCAUAGAGCCAGAGGCAUGGAGCCUGGCCCAGCCCUGCCCUCCUCUCCUCGGUCUGAAGCACUGAACAGAGCAGAAACUGUAAUGUCACCAUCCCAUGGUGGCAGGAGGUCAGAAAGCCAAGAUCCAGCGUCCCCUCUGUCCCUUCAAAUGUGUUUCGUUGGCUUCACCCCGGAAGCACAGCCUCGAGGAGCUAACACAGUGGGACUUCCUGGCCACUCUUCUAUCUGCUGCCAUCAGUGUAGCUGACGGUGAGAAGCCCAGUGCAUUGGA
Molecule: messenger RNA, 1479 nt
Organism: Chionomys nivalis (European snow vole)
Lineage: Eukaryota; Metazoa; Chordata; Mammalia; Rodentia; Cricetidae
Gene: Sox7
Product: SRY-box transcription factor 7
Exons: 2
Coding region: 66-1214 (382 amino acids)
Biological process (GO): anatomical structure morphogenesis; cell differentiation; regulation of DNA-templated transcription
Molecular function (GO): DNA-binding transcription factor activity, RNA polymerase II-specific; RNA polymerase II cis-regulatory region sequence-specific DNA binding
Source: RefSeq, a predicted model, not a curated record